AUGAAUUAAAACUCUUCAAGAGAAUAUGGAAACUUACAAAGUUCAUAUUCCUCUAGAAUCUAAUCCCAUUCAACCUUAAGAGCAAAUUCUAAAUUAAAUCAACAAAUUCCAUUAAAUGAAUUUAUUAUGCAAUAUCCUUGUUAACCUAAAGACUCAAUUACCUAUGAUUUAAAUGGAUUUGAACUUGAUUUAAAGGAACCUUAAAUCUUUGAUUCUUAUUCCAAUAGAAGUAAAUAGUAAAAUUCUUAGUAAAUGAUUAUUUUGGCAGUAUGUUAUUCAAAUUUAUAUAGGAAAGAAGAAAAAUUACAUCUCCAUCAAUAAAAAAAAGAAAGAAAAAAAUGAAAAUGGAAUAAAUUAUUUAAAAAUUCGUUGAGAAAAUUAAGAUUAGUAAUAAUUUAUUCAUCAAGUAACCUUAUGUUAAUACUCUUCUGUAAACAUAUUCAAACCCAUUAAAUAAAGAAAAGGAUAACAAUUAAAGCUUUAUAAAUAAAUUUAAAUAAUCAAUUAAGUUACCUAUUCCAAGGUAAUCUAAAUUUAGAUUGUUUUAGAAAUUGAUUAUGUAAAUCACUUUUUUAACUACUAUUAUAUUUUCUCCCUUGAUAUUAAUAUAUCCAAGCAAUAAUAUAAUUUAAGGCUUAUUAUUUGUUUAAUUAACAUUAAUAGUUUUUAACUCGAUUAUAAAUUUAAAUACAUGUUAUUAUAAAAAUGGAGUAGAAAUAACACAAAUAGCAUCAAUUCAAUUGAAUUAUAUAAAAAGAUAUGGUUUGUAAGACUUAUUGUUAUAUUUAUCAUUUAUCUUUAUAUUAUAAUUUUGUGAAACGAAUUCAUAAAUUUCAAUUAUUGCUUUGAUUUUAUUAAAUCUUUUAAUUGUGAAUUUGAUAAAAUUAAAUACUUUGAUAUCUCUAAAAUAUGGAAUUAUAUUUGGUUAGCAAUUUAUUAAAGCAUUAUUUUAUUGUCAUAUAUUUGCGUUAAUUUCUAUUUCUUAGAAAUUUGAAAUUGGUUUUGAUUCAAUAAGCGUUUAAAGUAAGACUUAUUUAAGUUAUCUACAUACAUAUAUAAAUAAUUAUUUGACUAUAUCAAGUACAUUAGAAUAAGAAACAAACUUUGAAUUAUUAUUAGCAUUGUUAGUUUAACUAAUUUUUACAAUAAAUAGAAUUAGAUUAAUUUUAGAUAUCUUAUUCUUUUUUAAUUAGAAUAUUCAUAUGUACAUUUAGAAAAAAAACUAUUUUGAUUUGAAAGCUUAUCUUCGUAAUCAUUAAGUAGAAUAAAAUUUAAUGAAGAAAGCUCUAAGUAAUUACAAAUUUGAGAUGAAAAAAGAUUUUUAGUAAUAAAAUUUUAUGAUGGAUUCAAAAUCUAUAAAAUAUGUAGAUUAUGAGAUAUAGAAAGCAAUUUAAAACACUGUGAAUGCAAAAUAUUUUAAGAAAAUUUUAGUAUUGUCUUAAUUUUCAUAAAAUAUAUAAGAAAAAUUAGUUGAAAAUAUGUAAUUACAAUAUUUUUAACCAAAUGAAAUAAUAUUAAAAUAAAAUUGUAGAGAUGAUGAUUCUUUGUAUCUUUUAAAAAAAGGAUAAGUAAAGGUAUGUUAUUAGAGUGGUAAUAAGAAAUAAUUUGGUAUAAAAUCUUUGGGAGAAAUGUAAACAUUUGGUGAAGUAUCUUUUUUUACUGGUUUACCUAGAACAAGUACAAUUGUAAGUUUAGGUCCAGUAGAAACAUAUAAAAUUCGUAGAAAUGAUUUUUUAGAAGCAAUAAAAAAUAAUAGACAAGAUUUGGUAAAUUUAUGAAUUAAGAUAGGAAAUAGCAUCUUUUAUGAAAGAUUAGAUUCUAUAUAAUGAUUAAUAUGGUUUAAUAGGACUUAAGUGUUUUUGUUGUAAAUCAAAAGAGCAUUUAAUAUUUUAAUGUGAUAAACUUCAUUAUAAACCAGAUAAAGAAAAGAUAAUAAGUUAAUAUUAAUAUGAUCAUCAUUAAAAAAGAAGAAAAUGUAAUAAUAAAAUUGUUAUAUGAAUAGAUAAAAGAAAUCAUAAAAGAACCAAAAAUAGUAGAGAAUAUCUAUUUUAAAUAGGAAUGGCUGGAGAAGAGUAUUAGGAAAAUAAUUUUUUAGCAGAUUAAUCAGAAAUAUUAAAAGAAUUAACAUAGAAUAAUAAUUAUUAAUCAUCUACUAAUAUUUAAUAAAAUUAAUCAUAACUAAUGGCAUUUUUUCCAAGUAGAGAGAGAGUGAAAUCAGUAGAUAAAAAUAGUAUAAUGUUGAUAAGUGAAUUAGAUGAUGUUAGAGAAUAAUUUUAAGAAUUAGAUCCGAUGAUUCAUAGGAAAGAAAAAGCUUUAUUAUCUUAACAUAAUAAUUUUCCAAUUAAAGAAGUUAUACAGGAACUUGAUGGAGAAGAUUAGAGUUCGCAUUCUGAAGAUACUAUACCAUAAGAAAUGGGUUUUACUCUAUUACAAUAACCUUAAGAAAAACUAAAAUAAAAUAAUAAUUUAAUUACUAUUUCUGCCGAUAAGGAUAAGCUUUAAGAUAUGUUAAUAAUUAAUUCUAUUAAUUAACCUUAAUAAAUUAAUAAUAGUUGUUGUUUACUACCUAAUUCUCAAGAAAUGAAAAACUCUAGAUAAAGCAGAAAAUCUUAAACUUCAACUUUGCUUCAUAGUUAAUAGAAUGAAGUUAAUAGGAAACUUGAAAAUUUGAAAUCCUCAGGAAAAACAAGUUAUUAUGAUGAUUUUGAUAUUAAUCCAUUAGAUCGAUCAUCUCCACUUAUGAAAAAGAAAAACAAAAGUCCAUAAUAAAAUAAAAUUAUGGUUGAUGAUAGUCCUUAGAUAUUUAUAGACCUAGAUAAUUCUGUAAUUAAGAAUUUAUAAUUUAGAGUCAUUUCUUUUGUUUAGAUGAUCAAGAAGAAUUAGAUAAAGCAUAAAAUUAUUUAUAUUAUUAUCCCUAUUAUAAUCCUGAAUAUAUUAUUAGUUCGUAAUUUAUUUCUAAUAAUACUAGAUAUAAUAAUUUUAAAAUACAUAGAAUUUAGAAUUGUUUUAAAAAAAGUCGUUAUACUGUUAGCUAUGUCAUUAGUGAUAAAAUUAAGUAAAAAGCAAUUAUUUAAUGA
This is a messenger RNA of Paramecium sonneborni, 3077 nucleotides long. The record is from the annotation of a GenBank genome assembly. NCBI's taxonomy places the organism in Eukaryota, Ciliophora, Oligohymenophorea, Peniculida, Parameciidae.